Messenger RNA from Gadus morhua (Atlantic cod), 7286 nucleotides. RefSeq names its product von Willebrand factor A domain containing 8 (gene vwa8). Gene Ontology annotation, molecular function: ATP binding; ATP hydrolysis activity. Bases 155 to 5875 code for a protein of 1906 amino acids. Gene Ontology annotation, cellular component: cytoplasm. The record is from RefSeq and is a predicted model, not a curated record. The transcript has 45 exons. Lineage: Eukaryota; Metazoa; Chordata; Actinopteri; Gadiformes; Gadidae.
CGAUUAUUAUCUUCCGCCUAGUCUAACGCGUAACCAUCAAUGUAGUUAGUUAACUGACAGGUGUUAUGAAAUCAGCAUGAUAAAACCAAGGAUUUAUUUAUUUUAAACACAUGUGUAUCCUGUAUACUGCUGCUAAACACUUGGUUUGUUAAAAAUGCAUACUCAAAUGCUGUGCAAAGGUACGGCAGCGGCUGUCGCUGCUCGGAGAAUGAGGAAUAUUCUGGGACCUCUCUUGGGCAGGGACGGAUGGACUCAGAGAACACAUGAGGUCAAAUUCGUCAACACCUCAUCAGGUGAGACUGUGAAGAUUGGAGAGGUCUCUUAUCAGAUCAAAACACCCCAGAAUCCAGAACUAGUUCCUGUCAUGCACAUUGCAGGCUCACUACCUCAGACAGUGGCCCAGCAUCUACGGUGGAUCAUGCAGAAAGACCUGCUGGGCCAGGAUGUCUUUCUAAUUGGACCCCCUGGACCACUGAGACGCUCCAUUGCCAUGCAGUACUUGGAGCUGACGAAACGCGAGGUGGAGUAUGUGUCCCUGUCUAGAGAUACAACAGAAACAGACUUGAAACAAAGGAGGGAGAUCCGUUCUGGUACAGCCUUCUACAUAGACCAGUGUGCUGUGCGGGCGGCUACCGAGGGCCGCAUCCUGGUGCUGGAGGGCCUGGAGAAGGCCGAGAGGAACGUGCUGCCGGUGCUCAACAACCUGCUGGAGAACCGCGAGAUGCAGCUUGAGGACGGACGCUUCCUCAUGUCCUCCCAGCGCUACGACCAGCUGCUGCAGGAGCACACCAAAGUGGAGAUGGACGCCUGGCAGAUCGUUCGCGUCAGCGAGGACUUCCGGGUCAUUGCACUGGGACUUCCUGUGCCAAAGUAUAAGGGCAACCCUCUGGACCCCCCGCUCCGCUCCCGCUUCCAGGCCAGAGACAUCUACUACCUGCCCUUCAAGGACCAGUUGGAGUUGCUGUAUGCGGCUGGACCAAACAUCGCUCCUGAAAGGGUGUCCCAGCUGCUGUCCAUGGCCACCACCCUCUGCUCCCAGGAGUCGUCGACGCUGGGCCUACCAGACUUCCCCGUGGACAACCUGCCCUCCGUUCUCCAAGUGCUGAAUGUCCUUCCCAUGCUGGCAUCCAAGCAGAUGGUGCAGAGGCUGUAUCCCUACCACAGCAUGCUGGGAAAGGAGGGACUCACUGCCGUGGAGGGUGUCCUCAGUAGAUUUGAGCUCUUGGAUGACCAUGGUCAACCGGCUCCCAGCGCUGUGGCCAGCGUCAUUCCCACCACUGAUUUCCAGGCGGAUGUCACACUAAGGAUCGCAGACAAGGAGGUCACCUUUCAGGUCCCAGCCGGCACCAAUGAACCGCGGCCACCCAACAGUAGCCCCGCCUUUAUCAGUACCCCAAGCCAAGCCCAGCUGCUGGCUGAAAUGAUGACAUCACACAUGGUCAAAGACAUGUGUCUGAUUGGGGCCAAGGGUUGUGGGAAGUCGGUGAUCGCCAGAGAGUUUGCAGAGAUACUGGGAUACAGCAUGGAGCCCCUCAUGCUGUAUCAGGACAUGACGGGUCGGGACCUGCUCCAGCAGAGGUACACGCUGCCCAACGGUGACACGGCGUGGCGGCCGUCGCCGUUGGUUACCGCCGCCCAGGAGGGAAAGCUGCUGCUUCUGGAUGGCAUACACCGAGUCAACCUGGGCACGCUGGCCGUGCUCUCCAGGCUCCUCCACGACCGGGAGCUGUCCCUGUACGACGGCACGCGGCUGCUCCGCUGGGACCGCUACCAGACGCUGAAGGAGCAGUUGGAGCUGACUGACCAGGAGCUGCAGGAAAGGUCUAUAUUCCCCAUCCACCCGUCGUUCAGGAUCCUGGCCCUGGCCGAGCCCCCCGUAGUGGGGGUCCACGGUGGGGCCGGGGGGAACCAACAGUGGUUGGGCCCCGAGCUGCUCACCAUGUUCAUGUUCCACUCAGUCAGUCCCCUGGCCCGGGCGGAGGAAGCCCGCCUCAUCCAGGGACUGACGCCCAACGCCCCUACAGAGGCCGUGGAGCAGCUGCUGCACCUCGCACACAGCCUGCGCUCGGCCAAUGACCCCACGGCCAAGUCCCUGGCUUCCUCUCUCUCCACCAGACAGCUGUUGAGGGUCUGCCGCCGUCUCUCCCAGUACCCCGAGGAGAGCGUCGAGUACGCCGUCAACAAGGCCUGCCUCUCCAGGUUCCUGCCUAGCCUGGCCCGUGCCUCCCUCCAGAAGAGUCUCUCCGACUGUUCCAUCCAGAAGUCCCCAGAGCCGGCUGGAUCCAGAGCCAACCUCGGCUGUGCGGUGGAGGACGGUGUGCUGACCAUUGGCAGUGUGUCCGCUCCCAUCUUCAGCGCCGGGGAGAAGAUGAAGGUCCCCGACGUUCUCUUCUACGACAACGAGCAGCACAUGAUGGUGAUGGAGGACAUGCUGAAAGACUUCCUGCUAGGGGAACACCUUCUAUUGGUCGGAAACCAGGGCGUGGGCAAAAACAAAGUGGUUGACCGCUUCCUGCAUCUCCUGAAUCGUCCCAGGGAGUACCUGCAGCUCCACAGAGACACCACGGUCCAGACUCUCACCAUGCAGACGUCCGUCCGGGACGGCAUCAUCGUGUACGACGACUCGCCGCUGGUGAAAGCGGCAAAGCUGGGCCACAUCCUGGUGAUCGACGAGGCUGACAAGGCGCCGACCAACGUCACAUGCAUCCUGAAGGCCCUGGUGGAGAGCGGCGAGAUGAUCCUGGCCGACGGUCGAAGAAUCGUCUCAGACCCCCGUGAGGUCCAGGCGAGGCCCAAUGUCAUCCCCAUGCACCCAGACUUCAGGAUGCUAGUCCUGGCCAACCGGCCGGGCUUCCCCUUCCUGGGGAACGACUUCUUUGGCUCUCUAGGGGACAUCUUCAGCUGCCACGCCGUUGACAACCCCAAGCCACAGGCGGAGCUGGCCAUGCUGAGGCAGUACGGCCCGCAGGUGCCCGAGGCCACCCUCCAGAAGCUGGUGGCGGCCUUCGGGGAGCUGCGCUCCAUGGCCGACCAGGGCACCAUCACCUACCCCUACUCCACCAGGGAGGUGGUCAACAUCGUCAAGCACUUGCAGAAGUUCCCCGAGGAGGGCCUGGCCAACGUGGUGCGCAACGUCUUCGACUUUGACUCGUACAACAAGGACACGCGGGACGUCCUGAUCGAGGCGCUGCACAAGCACGGCAUCCCCAUCGGAGCCAAGCCCACCUCCGUCAGCCUGGCCAAGGAGUUGCCCUUGCCAGAGGUCACCAUGUCGGGCCACUGGACCAUCAACCAGGGAGGAAACGCCCGCCGCAAGCUCCUCUGCCCCACCGAGACCCGGCAGAUAGACGUGAAGGGGCCGGCAUAUCUGCGGGUGCAGGGCUACCCCUGUGACAGGCAGGAGAGCCGGGCCUUGAGUUUCAGCGAGGAGAAGGCCCACUGGCAGCUACCCAUGAAUGAGGUCAACAUCAUCUGUGACGUGGCCACCAAGGACGACUCGCUGUACGUGGCCACGUGUAACCCCGUGUCGCUGUUCUCCAUGAAGGAGCGCGGGGACACCGUCCACUGCAUGGAGCUCUACGACGUCUUCCCCAGGACCAUCAGCGGGGUCUGGCAGCCCUUCAUCACCAUCGCCCCCCUGGGAAGCCCCCUGGACGGGCAGGUGGUGCUGCAUGAGGAGCAGAGUAACACGGUUCUGCACCUGGACCUGGGAAGCGGGGCGGUGCGCCGGCUGGUUCUGUCCCCGGACGCAGAGCCGCCCGUCACCAAGGCCUCCAACUGGUGGAGCAGCAGCAGCAAGGAGCAGCAGGCAAGCUAUAAGAUGUGCCGUGAGUUCGCUCACAAAAAUUGGCUUCUCUUCUUCAAGGAGGAUGGCAACCAGCUGGAGGUGCUGGACGUCCUCGAGGGCCAGGUACACUCCAUCUCCCUGCCCAUUAACCUGAAGGACGUGUACCUGGUGGCGGAGGACCGCUGGCUGCUAACAGAGAGCAACAGCAACAAGAAGUUCCUCCUGACUAAGCCUAUGCACAUGGGAGCGGAGGACUCUGGCGUGUGUCAGCUGCACACCAUCAGCGAGGACGCCGUCAGCGCCGGUCACGGAGCCACCUCCGGCGAGGCGUGCGUGCCCGACAUGGUGUCGUCCGACCAGCUUCCCAACGAGAACCUGAGCGCCGCUCUGGGCCAGAGGAUCGUCUCCCCCAACCGGCUGGUGGCCGACGGGGGGUCCUACGCCCAGCUGGUGGUGGGCUUCCCUGACCUGAUGUCUCCUAACGAGGUGUACAGCUUCAAGAGGCCCGUGCACCUGUCGGACGUGAAGAGCGGCGAGGGCGCCGGGAGUCUCUUCCUCCGGGGAGGAGGAGGAGGGGCCGGCCCUCGCACCAGCCCGGCCAAGCGCAGCAACUGCAUCGGCCUGCUCUCAGCCAAUCAGGUGGUCCGAGCCCUCCCGCCCACCCGGGUGCCCCUGAAGGAGAUCUUUCCCAAAGAUGUCACCCCUCCCAUGACAGCAGCCUACCUGGAGGUGACAGACCUGAACUCGAAGAAGCUCAAAUAUGUUCCAGUCCCAAGGUCAACGUCUGCGUCGCCCUACACAAAUUGGUUGUCUAAGGUGUCAGACUGUGAUGUUGUUAUAGCCGCCCUGGGCUCUGGCAACGUAGUCACUGUUGAUAUGGGCGGGUGUGUCCGUCUGUGGGAGACGGGAUUGGACAACCUGCAAAGAUCUUUGUUGGAAUGGAGAAAUAUGAUUGGCUCAGAGGACGGCCGGCCAAUACAGAUAACGGUCCAGAGGGACAGUGGUCUGGAUGUCAGCGGCCCCAAACAUGGAAAGAUUGACGCCAAGAACGCUCCCCACGUGGGGGGGAACCAGUGGGCCGGGGGCACUGGAGGCAGAGACACGGCGGGCCUGGGGGGCAAGGGGGGUCCCUACCGGCUGGACGCCGGCCACAAGGUGCACCAGCUGUCCCAGGCCGAGAAGGACUCCGUGCCCGAGGACGUGCGCAAGGCGGCGCGCGAGAUGGGCGAGAAGGCCUUCAAGGACAGGUUGAAGGAGAUCAAUAUGAGUGAGUACGAUGCCACCUCAUACGAACGCUUCUCACUGGCGGUGAGAAGACAAGUGCAGUCCCUCCGAAUCAUCCUCGACAGCCUACAGGCCAAGGGAAAGGAGCGGCAGUGGUUGAAGAACCAGGCACUGGGAGAACUGGACGACGCCAAGAUCAUAGACGGACUGACGGGGGAGAAGGCCAUAUACAAACGCAGGGCAGAGCUGGACCCUGAGCUGGGUAGCCCUCAGCAGAAGCCCAAGCGACUCCGCGUGCUGGCGGACGUGUCGGGCAGCAUGUACCGCUUCAACGGGCUGGACGGCCGGUUGGAGCGCUCCAUGGAGGCGGUGUGCAUGGUGAUGGAGGCGCUGGAGAGCUACGAGCACAAGUUCAAGUACGACAUCGUGGGGCACUCGGGCGACGGCUGCGACAUCGAGCUGGUCCGGGCCGACAAGGUGCCCAAGAACGACAAGGAGAGGCUGAAGGUUCUUAAGACCAUGCACGCCCACGCCCAGUUCUGCAUGAGCGGCGACUACACCCUGGAGGGCGCCCAGGCGGCGGUGCGGGAGCUGGCCCGGGAGGAGGCGGACGAGCGCUUCGUGGUGGUGCUGAGCGACGCCAACCUGGAGCGCUACGGCAUCCAGCCGGAGCGCUUCGCCCAGGCCCUGACCUCCGACCCCGGGGUCAACGCCUUCGCCAUCUUCAUAGGCUCCCUGGGCGACCAGGCCGAGAGACUACAGAAGACCCUGCCGGCAGGAAGAUCUUUCGUCGCCAUGGACACCAAGCAGAUCCCGCAGAUCCUGCAGCAGAUCUUCACCUCCACCAUGUUGUCCAGUGCCUGAACCCGACACGGGGACACAAGGGCGCACACACACACACACAAAUAAAAACACACAAGGAUACACACAAUCACAAACACCCACACACACACAAAAACGAGGCUGCCCGGCUUUAAAACACAUUGAGAGAAUAUCUUGUGUGUCCCUCACCCACUCUCAUUGUUCCAGGCCUCCAACCAAGAGGGGAAACAGUUGCUUUUCUCAACAUCCAUUCUAAUGAUCAGAGGGCUGAUUGUAGCGGCAGAGAGAGGAGGAGGCCUGAACGUGCGCUGAGCGAGAAAACGUCAGCCGCUUGUUACGGGGGAUGUUAUGAAGACGCUACUAUGACAAGGGCAGCGCUCUGAGCCACUGUCUUUAGUUUCAAUAGAGAAGGGACAGGGUGGAAGGAUGUCCGUUUAGGGAAUGGGUGAGGGGGUGGGGUGAGAGAGGAAGUGAAACAGGCCGCUCCAGCUGGGUUAUUUAGUUUUUGGACACUUCCUGUCAAAUCCCCCCCCCCCCCCCCGGGUUUGAAACCAAAAGAUUCCCGGUUCACAGAGAGGAGCGCUGUCACAGGGGUGCCACCUGACUCAGACUCAGACGGGCAGGCCAGCGUCCCCGUCGCUCCCCCCUGGAAUGCUGGGAUCGCGUCCUGGGGAAUUUCCCACCUGACUGCACAUGCUCAAUAUAGGCAGACGCCGUUUCACAACCCCCCCCCCUGUGGUGUGUGUGCUAGUGUCGGUGUGUGCGGUUGCCCACAUGUGUGUGUGGGAGUGUGUGUGGGGGGGGGGGGGGGGGUGUUUGUGUGCGCUCUCUUCCACUCCUUCCCUGUCAACAAGCGCAGGCCUUUCCUUCCUGAGUGGAACCGUGACGCCGUGUGCUCGUCUCAGCCCUGCAGGGAAUCUCAGCUCUGGUUUCUGUCGACCCCCCCCUUCUCUACCCCUACACACACACACACACACACACACACACACACACACAGACCUAUAUACCACCUACUGCGACAGCAAUCGUCCACUAUUGCGUUGCGAGGCAGAUUUGGGUGAGGCGUUGUGUGAGGCGGCAGGGUCAUGUCUGCCAGAGGUUUGCCUUCUCUCAGUGCCGCUCGUAUCUAAUGAAGAGGUCCGUGGGACGCCUCCGUCUGUGUGCCUGCAGAGUUCUCUUCCUUUAUGGUGGGGAAUGUUUUCCCACCCCUUUUGUAUGUUUAAAAGCAUAACAAUUAGAAAUUGAGCGUAAUUUGUCAUUCGGGGUAUGUUUGUGAAGGAAAGAAUCCUAUUCUCCAUUCUCCGUUUUAAACCAUUCUGAUAUUUUGUUACAUUUCUAUUUUAGGGCAUUCAUCGUCUGACAUUUAUUUUGUUAUUUAAUUACCCUGUAAUUAUGUUUUUAAUAUGUACAAAACAAUGAAUAAAAAUAAACAGUAUACAAAUGAAACAGAAAA